Messenger RNA from Penicillium cinerascens, 597 nucleotides. RefSeq lists its product as uncharacterized. The record is from RefSeq and is a predicted model, not a curated record. NCBI's taxonomy places the organism in Eukaryota, Fungi, Ascomycota, Eurotiomycetes, Eurotiales, Aspergillaceae. The transcript is spliced from 2 exons. Bases 1 to 597 code for a protein of 198 amino acids.
AUGCCACACUUCCCCAUGAGUUCGGGUUUCAAUUCAAGCGAUGCAUCCAGAAACGUGCAUCCUUCAGUCCAAGUAAAGAACCGCCGGAAGCGGUACCUGGAUCUGCAUCCAGAGUACUUUUCGGCGGAUCUUGAGCUCGCCGACCCGUUGUUGUAUGAUCGCCUUAUCCGCCGAUUCCAGACACCACAAGAGAGGGAGGCCCAGGGCCGUGAGAAGGGGUUCUCGGGCGUCUUGCAGGCAGACAUGCAACGCUCUGAGGCGAAGAUGGAUGCUCUUGCGAAUCCGGACCCCAACGCAAUGCUCAGCUAUACUCGUGGACCUGAUGGGGAGAUCCUUGCUGAGGACCGUGAUGACAUCCCCGCUAGCAAGGAGGAUGGAGAGAAGGCCUGGCAGUGGGAGAUGGGGUUGCGAUUCAUGAGAGGCGAUGAUGACGAUUUUGACUAUAAGGCUGUCGACGAGAAUGAUGACUACGAUGAUUGGACCGAAGAGCAGGACAAAUACUUUGAGGAUGAGGAGCCUGAGUGGGUGAUCGAUGAUGCCCGUGGCGAUGAAGCUCGGUCGAGACUGCAGGGUGAGACGGGUGUGCAGGAUUUCUGA